UUCUCCGAGCUCCACUCACCGGAUCCAGCUGUCAGUCAGCGACUCUCCGCUCGGACGCUGUCAGACUGGAUGUGGCACACGGCGGAGGAGGGCCCCGGUGCCGAUAAAUACGCGACCAGGACGCCGCUGGAUGGAGGCGGACCUCCGGCGAUCAACAGAUCCGCAACUCCGCUGUCCAGCAGGAGGAAGAUGAGGGAGCAGAGAGGCGCCGGAGCCAGCUGGCACAUGUGAGACGCUCAGAGUCACCGAUUCGAGCCCGUCACAGAGAAAUGACCGAAGCAGCUCCGAGGAUCCGGGUCUAAUCAGCCGAUACAAGUGUUCUUGGCACCGGCGCCGGUUCGGUUUGUGCCAAAAUGACCAGACUAUUGUCUCGCUGCAUCUCCACUGUAACGGAAUGGGCCCGCAGGAAUUUUGGCACCGGUUUUACGCAGCAGACCACAUAGUUUAAUCGACGUAGCUCGACCGAGGACAGAGCAGCGCGGCUGACAUGGACAAAGAGGCUCCGUGGUGAUGCUCUGAGACCCGAACCGAAGCGCAGCAGCUUCACGUUCUGCUGGUUCCUCCCGACACGCGUUUUCAAGUUUGGACCUCACCAAGUCCAAAACGAGCCUCCCUUCCCGAGAACCAGGAUCAUCUUACAUCUUAAAGCAUCUUCACAGACUCGCAUAGCGAGUCUGUGAGCAGGUGAGAGAGGGACACUGUCUGCCCCACUGUCCAGCGACACCAUGAGCUGGAGCUUCCUCACGCGGCUGCUGGAGGAGAUCCACAACCACUCCACCUUCGUGGGGAAGCUGUGGCUCACCGUGCUCAUCGUCUUCCGCAUCGUUCUCACCGCUGUCGGGGGAGAGUCCAUCUACUACGACGAGCAGAGCAAGUUUGUCUGCAACUCGGGCCAACCGGGCUGCGAGAAUGUCUGCUACGACGCCUUCGCCCCACUAUCCCACGUUCGCUUCUGGGUCUUCCAGAUCAUCCUGGUGGCAAUGCCUUCCCUCAUGUACAUGGGCUACGCCGUCAACAAGAUUGCACGAUUAGAUGAAGCCAAAGGAGGAGCUGGAGCUGCUGCAGUUAGAACUGGAGGAGGAGGAGGAUACACGCACAGAAAACCCAGAAAAAUCUGCUUCGGAGCAAGGCAGCAUCGAGGCAUCGAGGAGACCGAGGAGGACCAGGAGGACGAUCCGAUGAUCUAUGAGGUGCCGGAGAUCGAGCCUCCAAAAAGGCCAAGGGAUCCUCUGCAGCCGACACCUAGACCCAAGAUCCGUCACGAUGGGCGUAAGCGAAUCCAGGACGAAGGGCUGAUGAGGGUCUACGUCUUGCAGCUGGUGACCCGAACAAUACUAGAAGCAGGGUUCCUCGCAGGACAGUAUUUGCUGUAUGGUUUCCGUGUGAUGCCAGUGUUCAUCUGCUCGGGGAAACCUUGUCCCCACAGCGUCGACUGCUUUGUGUCGAGGCCAACUGAGAAAACCAUCUUCCUGCGCAUCAUGUACGGCGUCACCGUUCUUUGCCUCACGCUAAACAUCUGGGAGAUGCUCCAUUUGGGCAUCGGAUCCAUCUGUGACAUUCUCCGCCGCCGCCGCUGCCCGCCUCAGGAAGAUGAGUACCAGUUGGGCUUGCUGGGCAACAACGGUGGUGUGGAGGGCUCCGUGGGGGGGACCGGGCCUGAAGCCGGCUCCGAAGGAGGGGUGGGUGGGGAUGGUGCCGCAGAUUACGUCGGUUACCCCUUCUCCUGGAACACCCCAUCAGCUCCGCCCGGUUACAACAUCGUGGUGAAGCCGGAGCAGAUGCCCUACACCGACCUCAGCAAUGCCAAGAUGGCGUGCAAGCAGAACCGGGCGAACAUCGCGCAGGAGGAGCAGCAGCAGUUUGGCAGCAAUGAGGACAAUUUCCCCACUGGAGGGGAGGCCCGAGUGGCGCUGAACAAAGACAUGAUCCAGCAGGCGCACGAGCAGCUGGAGGCAGCCAUCCAGGCCUACAGCCAGCAGCACCGGGCCGAGGAGCAGCUCGGGGACAACCAGGACGACAAGCCACAAAGUAACAUCAUCCAGGCCCAACCGCAGCCCCAACCGCAGCCUCAGAAGGAGCGCAAGCAUCGGUUCAAGCACGGUAAAGGAGGCAGCAGUGGAGGAGGCAGCAGCAGCAACAGCAGCAGCAGCAAGUCUGGAGAGGGGAAGCCGUCGGUAUGGAUUUAACCCCAGAAACAGUGAAAUGAACUGUAUAUACAUUAGACUGGAUGAUGAGAUGUUGCAAUCUUUUCUCGGAUAUUUAAACACCCCUGUGCCUUAAAGAAUCCUGCAAGCUGGAGAAAGAUGUGUGUUUGUGUCAAAAAACAAACAAAAAACAUGAAAUUGUGAUAUUGCAGCUGACAAGUAGUUUUGUCUGGGCUAUCACCGUGUAACUUGAAACAUCACACCAACACAAACUGCGUCUGUCGUUUACAUGUCUCCUCGAGUCACAUUAUUGACCUCCGUCAUCUUCCUGUUCGUCCUGUCUUAGGGGGAUUUCAGCUUUGGAAGAUCGUAAUGAGUUCUCUCGCAAAUUACAUAGAUCCCAGAUACGGCUUAGCUCGCUGCCCGAAAUCGCCACAACGCCGGGUGCCGGUGUUCCGGCAAGAUAAAGCAACGACUUCACACUGUUAGGACACAAUAAAAGGAAUUAAAUGCAAUAAAACGAAUCACAAACGCAGCAAAGGGCAUCACCUUCCUGAAGGCUGCAUCCUGUCAGUUAUGAUGGUCCUCUUAUUCUGCUGUGACUUUGCAUUGUGUUUGUAUGUUUUUUUUGUUGUUUUUUGUUUUUACUCCAGCUGCUGCUCAGGAACCAGAUGAGUACAGCAGGUUUAUAUCAACAACAACAACAACAACAAAAAAGACAAAAAAGGUGCAUCCAGUUUUUAUACCUUGUUACUCAACGUCUCAGUUUUCUCUCUGUGGCUUUGAACAAGGCGACUUCACUGUCUGCCUUGUAGUAGACUGCCCCCUGGUGGUAACUUCUGCAGGGGCUUCACUUUACAAUAGGGGGAGUAGAUAGAUUCCAGUUGCCAAAUGCUACCUGCAUCCAGCAACACCUUAACCAGCUGUUAGUGUGUCACAUACGUCUUCCCAGUUCAGUGUUUAGAUGCACAAGGCUGCAAAAUCACAGCGUCGUAAUGGGAAAAGGUUCAAAGCCAUUACUCUAGCAUAGUGAGACCAAACACUGUUUGUGUGAUGCAAGCGUCAGUGCCAAGACUUUCUGCUGGGCUGCUAUGAAGCCUGGUUGUUUGUAGCUUUGGAAUACUGUGGCCAUGCUACUCCAGUUGUGCAAAUAUGCCUACGUGAGACCAACCCUUUUGUAAAAGUCACUUGUUCUUUUUUUUUUUUGUAUUACAGUGUGUGUAUUGCUUUUUUGGAACAGGAUUUAAAAUCUCCAGUCGAUUUUCAUGUUCGAGCCAGUGGGUUUUUUUUUUAUAUGAAAACACUUUUUAAAGUUUUUUGUAAAAUAAAGUUCCAAAAAAGAAGCAAGAUCUUUUAAAGACGAAUUAGCUGUAGGAAUAUUCAUGGUUAUUGUGAUUUGAAUUGCCUUCCGAUUGUAAAAAAUGUGAAAUAUGACAUAGUAUAUUUUUAUAAUAUGUCAGUUGCGGUGACUUAAUGAUGUGAAAAAGAAAAAAAGUCAGUCUUUUCCUUGUAUGUUGCAGUGUUAGUAUUUAAUGUAUGUAUGUAGCAGUCCUCUGGGCUGUAUUUUACUAAACAGUGUUACUCCUUUUUCCGACGUUGUGCUGAGAUCUGCUGAACAGCUGCGUGUGGAGACGAUGGAAAGUGCUGGCAAAACGACGUAAAGUGCCAAAUUGUUCAAACCAUUCCAAGCUGUCCAGGACUGGAGCUUUCCAAAUAAGCUGCCACUGCUUUGUCAUUUCCUGAUGGCACAUUUGGAAAGCGGAACAAAUCCGAAAAACCGACACAUUCUGUUCCUGAUUUAACAAAUCUGUGCUGAAACAUUUGAAUCUUUCUCUGCAGAAGAACAGAAGAACAAAACAUCCCCGUCGAAGUUGUGAGGCUGUACAAUGUGGCACGGCUUCCUUUACAUUCCUUUACAUGUGCACUGUAAAAAAAAAAAGUAAAAAUAUGGUAUUAUUCCAGCAACUGGGGCACCGAAAAUUACAGUAAAAUAAUAUUAUAGUAAUUUCAAUGAUUAAUAAUACAUGUUCAAGCCUUAAUUAGUAUUUUUUAAGUUUAAUAAGCAGUAUUAAUAUGUGUAAAAUCAAUGAAAAUAACCUAUAAUAUAUAAUAAUAAUGCAUAUAUGAAGAAAACUAUAUAGAAUUACUGAAAAAAUACCCUUUCCCUGUAAAUUGUCACUAAUUCUGUCUAAUUUUAGAAAUACAUUUACAGUAUUAAACUCAAAUUUAACAGCUUUGGCUAUGAAAUAAAAAUAGUUUUUUUAAAAAGUCAAUUUAUGAUAAAUUUGUCUUUUUAGAUAAAAAAUUAAAAAUAGCAGCAAAUACAUUUAAAAGAGUAAUGUCUCAUGUGAGGGAAAAGUAAUAUAAAGUAAAUAAAAUAAUGUAUGAUAAAUAAAUAAAAUUACAGAUGAAAUUGUGUCUGACUUAAGAAAUAUAAUCACAGCAUUGAACUCAGAUUUUAAUAUUUUAUUCAUUAAAUAAAAAUUAAAAUAUUGCAAAGAUAUGAUAAAUUUGCAAUUGUAUUUUAACAGCCUUUUUAAUCUAAAAACAACAGUUGUUGUUUUUUAUUGGAAAUUUUAUGGUUGUUCACAAUUACUUAUUUUUACUGUUAUUUUGCAUUAGACAUGCAAAUUCACAGUCAUUUUUUUCAGUUUUAUUUAUUUAGCAUAUUUUAUAUAACAUUUAAUAUAAUAUAUUUUAAAAUGUUAUUUUAAAAAAAAUACAGCCUUCAUUAUAAUUUGAAAUGUUUCAUAUAUUAAAUUUGUCUUUUUGGUUAAAAAAAUCAGUUCUCUUAAAAAGAUUUUUUUUGCAUAUUCAAAAGUGACAGGUUUUAAUGUUAUUUUAUGUCAGAUAUGAUGUAAAAAUUACCCUUUUUCUACAUUUUAGACAACAUGGUUAGAUAUUUGUAAAUCAAUCUGCUAAUUGACAAAAAAAACAAAUCUGUAUAAAAUUACAGAACCAGCAAUUUUAGAAUAUAUUCACAGUAUUAAACUCUAAUUUAACAGUUUCACCUGUUAAAUAAAAUGAAAAUAUAUAUGAAAUCACAAUACAUUUGCAACCUUUUUAUAUUUCUUUUUUAAAAAUUGAAUUUUAUUUAAAGCUAGCAUUAGACGUGUACAUUCACAGUCCAUUUUUUCUCAUUUUAUUAAUUUUUCAGUGUUUUUCAAAAACUGAAAAAUUCCAUACAUUUAGAGUUUUUUUUUUUCUUUUUACAGUGUAUAUGUAUUGUGCAUGAACAGGAACACUCCCUCUGGUCGGUUUGUUCAUCGCUGGGCUCCACAUGUCUGUUGAACAACCUCAGCCAGCUUCACACAGACAUAAAUCACCACAAGUAGUUCAGUCUGAGCAGCGACUUACAGCGACUCUGAUCCCAAAGAGCUGCAGGUGAUUUACUGAGAGUUUCCCAAUCACUGCCAGUCAACCCUCAUUAAAUUCUCCCCAGUAAGCAAAGUUACCCAACUAAACUAUUUCAAGAGAAGCAAACAGACGUCAGUAUAAAUGGAUUGCAGGCAGCCGGUGAUGCACAGAUGCUCCAGCUGGGGCCACAAGAGGGCGACUUUCUGUUAAAGAACGGAACUAAGAAGUGCGUUUUGGGGUCAUUGCCAUGAGGGGACUGAAAGACCCCAUCUGCUCCUGUCUGCAUGACUGGCAGCUUGGCCUUACAUCUUCAAACCCAAUCUAGGCUGCUGUUUUUAGGAGAAAGUUUUAGGAAUCUGGGCAGCUAUCCAGGUCAGGAGAAUUGGCCCGUAGCACGGUUUUGUGUCUGUCUCUGCCCUGCUUUCUGUUCUCUAUUGAGCGACUGACAAAGGAAGGGAACAAGCAAAAUAGCUUUUACGACUGCUUUUAUUAGGCCCCUCUGCGUUUUGUCGCCGUCUUGUGAGAACCACGUGUCUCCAAAAAAAGUUUGGGCUUUUUAAAGAAGCACCUGAAGGAUGUGGGUCAAACCGAGGUGCCUGUAGUCACAUAUAAAUCUGUCAACACACGUUUUGAGCUUUUGCAUUUGCAAGAAACGAAAGAGGGUGGGGUACUGCAGGUUUUAGCUCCACGUCUGUGCUGGUUUCUAACGGAAUCGUUCAUUAUUUGUGCAUGCUGCUGCAAAUUCCACAUAUAAGCUUCAAAUCUUUUUGAUUUUUAAACUUUUCGUCAACACUUUUGCUCAUUAUUUGCACGUCCAUUUGCAUGUUAAGUGGAAAAUUUCUCAACACAAAGCAAACAUUCAAGUUUUAGCUGCAUGUCUGUCCUAGUUUUGAACAGGGAUCAUCAGUUUUUAUGCUGCAAAUUCCAUGAAUACACUUCCAUCCGUUUACAUUUUUUAACAGCUUCAACACCUUUGCUCAUUGUUUGCACCAAUGUUUGCAUAUUAGGUGGAAAAUUUCUCAACCCAUAGCAAACAUUCAAGCGUUAGCUACAUGUCUGUGCUGGUUUCUAACAGGAAUCUCUAUUAUUUGUGUAAGCAGCAGUCUGCAGGUCUUACCUGCAUGUCUGUCCUGGUUUUGAACAGGAGUCUUUCAUUUUUAUGCAAACUGCUGCAAAUCCCAUGAAUACGCUUCAAUUCAUUUGGAUUUUUUUUUUUUUAUAUUUUCGGCCCUUUUGCUGAAUGUUUGCACCAAUAUUUGGGUAUAAGGAAGAACAUUUCUCAACAUGUAAGUGUGCUGUAUGUUUUAGCUUCAUGUCUGUAAUGGUUUUGAACAGGAAUCUGUAUUAUUUGCAUAAGUUGCUGCAAUUUCCACAGAUAUCCUUCAAUUCUUUUUGAUAUAUUUUUUCUUUUUCCAUUUUCUGCAGUUUUGCUAAACGUUUGCACCACCAAGGUUUGCAUAUUAGGUAGAAAAUGUCAAAAACAAAAUAGUCCUGCAGGUUUUAGCUGAAUGUCUGUGCUGGUUUCUAACAGAAUUUUUCAUUAUUGUGCACGAUGGUGCAAAUUCCACAAAAUACGCUUCCAUCCUUUUAUGAUUUUUUAACCAUUUUUCAACCUUUUUUCACCAGCGAUUGCAUAUUAGGUUGAAAUUUCCUCAAUCCAUAACAAACAUUUGUGUUUUAUCUGCAUGUCUGUCCCGGUUUCUAACAGGAAACCUUCAAUAUUUGCAUAAGUUGCUGCAAAUUCCAUGAACAAGCUUCAAUUCUUUUGGCCUUUUUAAACAAUUUUUGGCACUUUUGCUCAACGUUUGCACCAAACUUGGAGACAUGUUUCAUUUGACGGAGACAAAAUGCAUCUGAGCACAUCUUCGGGUGGAGACCCACUUAGGAGCUGAAAGCCAUUUAAUUCUCCACUGAACUCGGCAGCUUAAAGAAUUAUGAGUUAGGUGUGAGGCAACAGCAGGAUUAGCGUUAUCGGCACUUAAGGGUGGAGUGAUGCUUAGAAAGACAAUUAUUCCUUUGUGAUUUAUCUCUGUACUGUACAUUAACACAGUGGGAGAAUGAAAACCGGUUGUAGCAGAUGAAAUCUUUUGUGGGUCUAUUCAUCAGGGAUUCCACAAUUUCCAUCCUCAGCAUCUGUCUGUCCACUUAGAAGAAGGAAUAGUGAGGCCGUAUUGUUCCCCUACAUGUUUCUUAUAGUCGCCCGUGUGGGACGUGACAAUAAAACCAGUGAUAUUACCAAUACAAACUCUGAUUCAUACAUGCAUUUGUGUGUUUGUGUGUUUUUCUAUGCCUUUUUGUAAAAUGUACGUUUCUUUGAGUGCCAUUCUGGUAUCCCCUGGCAAAGAUUUUUUUCAUAUUCUUUGAUGAAUACAUUUGCAUGUGAAAAAGGGCCUAUUUUCCUACAAAAAAAUAAAUCAAAAAUGCAUAUUGAC
This is a messenger RNA of Amphiprion ocellaris (clown anemonefish), 7933 nucleotides long. RefSeq names its product gap junction protein gamma 1 (gene gjc1). Gene Ontology annotation, biological process: cell communication. Bases 726 to 2186 code for a protein of 486 amino acids. The record is from RefSeq and is a predicted model, not a curated record. NCBI's taxonomy places the organism in Eukaryota, Metazoa, Chordata, Actinopteri, Pomacentridae. Gene Ontology annotation, cellular component: connexin complex. The transcript is spliced from 2 exons.